AUGCGUACAGCUACCUCAAGGAAGGUCGUCGAACUCCUUGAAGAACGUGUGUUCUAUAUGUUUGGUGUUACCCAAGUGAUAAUCUGUGACAAUGGGGGCCAAUUCAGGAGCCGGGAAUUUAUGACCAAAAUGGAGCAGCAUCGGGUAAAGGUUUGGUUCACUCCGUUAUACCAUCCGCCGCAGGCCAACCCCACUGAACGAGUGAAUCGUGUGGUAAAAACAAUGAUGGCGUCGUACGUGCGGGAUAACCAGAGGACCUGGGACAAGGAGCUGCCGCGUCUGGCAUUUGCCCUGAAGACAGCGGUGCACGAAGGGACCGGAUUCGCCCCGGCCUACCUUAACCGUGGAAAGGAAUUGGCGAGGUCAGGUGAGGAUUACGACAACGACCUGGAGAAUGAUGGUUUAGGUCUAGAUGUGAACAGAACGGAACAUGAACGCAAGUUGCGGGAUAUGCCUAUCUUGUUCAAAGAAGUACAAGAUAGAUUGGAUCGAGCGUACUAG
Messenger RNA from Cimex lectularius (bed bug), 501 nucleotides. RefSeq lists its product as uncharacterized. The coding region runs from base 1 to 501 and encodes 166 amino acids. The record is from RefSeq and is a predicted model, not a curated record. The transcript has a single exon. Gene Ontology annotation, biological process: DNA integration. Gene Ontology annotation, molecular function: nucleic acid binding. NCBI's taxonomy places the organism in Eukaryota, Metazoa, Arthropoda, Insecta, Hemiptera, Cimicidae.